AUGCAGCUUCAGUCCAAACCCGGAGCAGAGCCCAGAGUCUGGGCUGGGAGCGCGCUGGUGCUGACCGCGUGCACGUGUUUGUCGCUGGUGUGCGCGCUGUUGUGUGCGCUGGCCCUGGCUCACUGUGCGCGGCUGGACGAGCGGCUGGACGAGCGGCUGGACGCGCGGCUGGACGCGCGGCUGGACGCGCAAUUAAACGCGCGGUUGGAGCUGCUGCUGGAACAGAAACUAUCGGAGCGUUUACCGAAGACACGGGAAGCUCGAGACGCUUCCUUCAACUGUCUCUGUCCACCAGGUCCUCCAGGCCCCCCGGGGAGAACAGGUUUUCCGGGGGCGCCUGGAGAACCAGGCCUGUCAAUCAUCGGCCCCCGAGGGCCCCCAGGCCAGCCUGGGACCAGAGGAUUCCCCGGGUUUCCAGGUCCUAUCGGACUGGAUGGGAAAGUGGGUCAGAGUGGAGCCAAAGGAGACUCGGGACAACGAGGAUCCAAGGGCGCUCCGGGAGAACCAGGGCCCAAAGGAGAAAAGGGCGUCUGUGGAGACUUUCCUCAUCGGGGCCUGUUCGUGAACCGCGGCACCGUGAAAACGCUGGCCGCGCUCCGCUCCAGUGCAGCUCUGACUCUGAAGAAGCGGAGGAUUGUACAGCCGUGUGCCGCUCGCCUCACAGCACAGGGUGAGACUGGAGUCCAGGGCCCCCCCGGCCCCCCUGGUCCUCCAGGGCCCCCAGGCAGCUCUGGAGCCAGUGGCCCCCCAGGCAAGCCUGGAGAACCAGGAAAACCAGGGAAAGAACUGAAGCUCCUGGCCGGUCUAAAGGGCGACAGAGGAGAAGCCGGUCCCCAAGGAGUGAAAGGAGAGAGCGGAGCAAAGGGUCAGGUCGGGGUUCCGGGCUCCCCAGGGAUCCCCGGAAAACGGGGAUACAGGGGGGAAAAAGGCGAUGCGGGUUCUGCAUCGCUCAAAGGAGAACCAGGAGAACCUGGAACCAAGGGAGAAGCUGGAGCUCAGGGGCUGCCAGGACCCAGGGGUCCUCCAGGAGAGCCGGGCCGAGCAGACGUCCUCAAUGAGAACGACAUCAGGAACAUCCCUCUGACCGGACCUCCAGGUCUGCCAGGGCCUCCAGGUCUGCCAGGACUAAAGGGGGAGGUGGGCCUUCCUGGACCUCCAGGCUUUGACGGAGAAAAGGGACCCAGAGGAAAACCCGGAGAGCCCGGUCCAACAGGUCCAGUUGGUCCAGAAGGUCCCAGAGGAGAAGGACCCAUGGGACCUCCAGGCCUCAGAGGAGAGAGGGGAGACCCAGGCCCCUCCGGAGCUCCUGGUCUAGAUGGCCCCACCGGGGAGAAGGGGGCCCCCGGAGAUCAGGGGCCCGUAGGAUUACCAGGCCCCACGGGCCCUAAAGGAGACAUGGGCCAGGGCCGCUCCGAGGUGAUGUAUGGUCCUCAGGGGCCCCCUGGCCCCCCCGGCCCCGUUGGACCUGCGGGCUCGUCCGGACCUUCUGGACCCAAGGGUGAGCCGGGGAUGGGCGUGAGAGGAGAGAAAGGAGCUACAGGACAGAAGGGGGACAAAGGAGACAGGGGACACCUGGGUCUGCCUGGGGCUCACGGGUUAGACGGACGCCCAGGGCCAGUGGGUCUGCUUGGACCAGCUGGGAUACCAGGACCCGCGGGACCAAAGGGGGAGCAGGGCGAGAAAGGAGAUUGGGGUUUACCAGGACCUGCCGGACCUGCCGGGCCUCACGGGCUCACGGGCUUGGUGGGACCUCAAGGACUGAAGGGGGCUCGGGGAGAGAGAGGAAAGAAGGGCAACAGGGGGAACAGAGGGGAGAAGGGAGACCAAGGAGCACCAGGACUGGACGCUCCCUGCCCUCUGCUUGGCUGCAUGUUGAGUCUGAGCUGCAGCGAUGGACGGGUCAGAAGGGAGACCCGGGUCAGGGGGGAGGACCCGGUCAGGGGGACAACCUGGGUCCUGUCCCGGGUCAGGACUGGUGUUCGACCAUGUGGCGUGUUCCAGGGCUUCAGAGGAUUUAAAGGAGAGAAGGGAGAGCCGGGUCUGCCAGGCCUGGACGGGCUGGACGCUCCCUGUGCCGUGGGUGAAGAUGGUUUGCCGGUCCCUGGCUGCUGGAACAAAUGA
Messenger RNA from Knipowitschia caucasica, 2121 nucleotides. NCBI's taxonomy places the organism in Eukaryota, Metazoa, Chordata, Actinopteri, Gobiiformes, Gobiidae. The record is from the annotation of a GenBank genome assembly.